AUGAACGGCCGAACUGCAGUUAUCACAGCUCUAGCCGUCACCAUCCUUGGCUCUCUCUAUCUCAUUUACACCCCUUCAUCAAUCACCUUCCACAUGUCCCCUACCGGAGUUCCCGCGUCCGAAAACAUCCCCGGACUGGAAUUCAAGUUGUCGCAGAUCUCGAAGAAUCCUCCUUCGCUUCUAGUCACGCUUCGAAACAACAAUCCAUCGUCGACCUUUACAGUCCUGAAAUGGGGCACUCCCCUUGACCCUCAAGCGUCGAAUCUGGGCAUAUUCAAAAUGUUUGACGCAGACACGGGGAAAGAGGUCCUAAUUGACCGUCUGAUGAUAAAUCGCAAGAUGCCUCCGUCACGAGAAGACCUCCAUGAAAUUGCGCCUGGAACAGAACACGCAACCGAGGUCGUCUUCAACAAACCCUGGAUGCCCGCAAAGAAGCCAGCGAAGUAUCAGAUUAAGGUUGAAGGUCAGUUCAAGGCAGUAUGGGAAAAGACGGCAAGGGAAGUCGGAACGAACGAGCUCGAGGAGUUAGGAGGAAGCAAUGUACUGAUAAAUCGACCAUUCCAAAGCGAGGAGGUUCUUCUUACCGUGGAGUAA
Molecule: messenger RNA, 594 nt
Organism: Lindgomyces ingoldianus
Lineage: Eukaryota; Fungi; Ascomycota; Dothideomycetes; Pleosporales; Lindgomycetaceae
Exons: 1
Coding region: 1-594 (197 amino acids)
Source: RefSeq, a predicted model, not a curated record